This is a messenger RNA of Microcebus murinus (gray mouse lemur), 4244 nucleotides long. Lineage: Eukaryota; Metazoa; Chordata; Mammalia; Primates; Cheirogaleidae. The record is from RefSeq and is a predicted model, not a curated record.
UCCCUGCCUCCCCUCUCCGCCUGUCUCCUUCCCGCCCAGUCUGGCAGGGUCCGGCUCAGAGGGCUGGGCUUGGACCCCGGCUCCAGGUACCCGGACGAAUGGUGAGAUCAGAAGAAGGGAUUGUGUCACUGCUUCGAAGGAAUGAAUUAAACCAGCUUCCUGGCCGGUCUGAUUGACAGCUCUCUGCAGGAGAAAGUGCAUAUAAAGCAGCCGCAGCAGCAGCCGCCGGAGCCAGGGAGGCCACGUCCGCCGGCGUCCUGCUUGGAGGGGCCGGCUGCUCCUCCGCCCAGCACAUCUGCACCCUUGCUGGGCUCGCUCGGGACGUUCCGGUCCCUCGUCAUCGCCUCUUUCCACACAGCAGGGGUCCGACCGCAGGAGGCAGGAUGCUCUGGGGGCUGGUGCUGGUGUCUCUGUGGGCGUGGCCCAGUGCUCAAGCCGCCGGCCAGGACGAGGACACCUCCUUCGACCUGCUCAGCCUCAGCAACAUCAACCGCAAGACCAUCGGCGCCAAGCAGUUCCGCGGCCCCGACCCCGUCGCGCCCGCCUUCCGCUUCGUGCGCUUCGACCACCUGCCGCCCGUGGGCGCCGACGCGCUGCGCAGGAUCGCGGCGCUGUCGCGGCGGCGCGACGGCUUCUUCCUCUCGGCGCAGCUGCGGCAGGACCGCAAGACCCGCGGCACGCUGCUGGCGCUGGACGGCCCCGGCGAGGCGCAGCGGCAGUUCGAGAUCGUCUCCAACGGCCCGGCCGACACCCUGGACCUCGCCUACUGGGCCGAUGGCGCGCGGCACGUGCUGUCCCUGGAGGACGUGGGCCUGGCCGACUCGCGCUGGAAGAACGUCACGGUGCAGGUGGCCGGCGAGACCUACAGCCUGUACGUGGGCUGCGACCUCAUCGACAGCUUCGCGCUGGACGAGCCGUUCUACGAGCACCUGCAGCCCGAGCGCAGCAGGAUGUACGUGGCCAAGGGCGCUGCCCGGGACAGCCACUUCAGGGGUUUGCUUCAGAAUGUCCACUUAGUCUUUGAGAAUUCUGUGGAAGAUGUUCUGAGCAAGAAAGGCUGUCAGCAAAGCCAGGGAGCCGAGCUCAACGCCAUCAGCGAGAACACGGAGACGCUGCACCUGAGCCCGCACGUCACCACGGAGUACGUGGGCGCGGGCGCGGCGCCGAGGCCGCCCGUGUGCGAGCGCUCCUGCGAGGAGCUGGGCACCAUGAUCAGCGAGCUCUCGGGCCUGCACGUCCUCGUGAACCAGCUCAACGAGAACCUCAAGAGAGUGUCCAACGACAACCAGUUUCUCUGGGAGCUCGUCGGCGGCCCCCCCAAGACCAGGAACGUGUCUGCUUGCUGGCAGGACGGGCGCUUCUUCGCGGAGAACGAGACCUGGGUGGUGGACAGCUGCACCUCCUGCACCUGCAAGAAAUUUAAGACCAUCUGCCACCAAAUCUCCUGCCCGCCCGCGACCUGCGCCAACCCGUCCUUCCUGGAGGGCGAGUGCUGCCCGUCCUGCUUCCACGCGCUGGACGGCGAGGAGGGCUGGUCCCCGUGGGCCGAGUGGACCGAGUGCUCCGUCACGUGUGGCUCGGGGACGCAGCAGCGAGGCCGGUCCUGCGACGUCACCAGCAACACCUGCCUGGGCCCCUCCAUCCAGACGCGCGCCUGCAGCCUGGGCAAGUGCGACACCCGCGUGCGGCAGGACGGCGGCUGGAGCCACUGGUCGCCCUGGUCCUCCUGCUCCGCCACCUGUGGCGUCGGCAACAUCACGCGCAUCCGUCUCUGCAACUCGCCCGUCCCCCAGAUGGGGGGCAGGAGCUGCAAAGGGAGCGGCCGCGAGACUAAAGCCUGCCAGGGCGUCCCCUGCCCAGUGGACGGCCGCUGGAGCCCCUGGUCGCCGUGGUCGGCCUGCAGCGUCACCUGCGCCGGCGGCAUCCGCGAGCGCGCGCGCGUCUGCAACAGCCCCGAGCCGCAGCACGGCGGCAAGGCCUGCGUGGGCGACGUCGUGGAGCGCCAGAUGUGCAACCGGCGCAGCUGCCCCGUAGACGGGUGUCUGUCCAACCCCUGCUUCCCCGGCGCCCAGUGCAGCAGCUUCCCCGACGGGUCCUGGUCCUGCGGCUCCUGUCCCUCGGGCUUCCUGGGCAACGGCACGCACUGCGAGGACCUGGACGAGUGCGCCCUGGUCCCCGACGUCUGCUUCUCCACCGGCAAGGCGCCCCGCUGCGUCAACACCCAGCCCGGCUUCCACUGCCUGCCCUGCCCCCCGCGCUACCGUGGCAACCAGCCCGUAGCGGUCGGCCUGGACGCGGCCAGGACGGAGAAGCAGGUGUGCGAGCCCGAGAACCCCUGCAAGGACCGGACGCACCGCUGCCACCGGCACGCCGAGUGCAUCUACCUGGGCCACUUCAGCGACCCCAUGUACAAAUGCGAGUGCCAGACGGGCUACGCGGGCGACGGGCUCAUCUGCGGGGAGGACUCGGACUUGGACGGCUGGCCCAACCUCAGCCUGGUCUGCGCCACCAACGCCUCCUACCACUGCGUCAAGGACAACUGCCCCCACCUGCCGAAUUCGGGGCAGGAAGACUUCGACAAGGACGGAAUCGGCGACGCCUGUGAUGACGACGAUGACAACGACGGCGUGACCGACGAGAAGGACAACUGCCAGCUGCUCUUCAACCCGCGCCAGUCGGACUACGACAAGGACGAGGUGGGGGACCGCUGCGACAACUGCCCCUACGUGCACAACCCCGCCCAGAUCGACACCAACGGCGACGGCGAGGGCGACGCCUGCUCCGUGGACAUCGACGGCGACGACGUCUUCAACGACCGGGACAACUCCUACGUCUACAACACGGACCAGAGGACACGGACGGCGACGCGUGGGGACCACUGCGACAACUGCCCGCUGGUGCCAACCCGACCGAGUGAGCCCCCUCUGCACGGACGGGACAACGACCUAUGUGGGACCCAGUGCGACAACAACGAGGACAUCGACGACGACGGCCACCAGAACAACCAGGACAACUGCCCCUACAUCUCCAAGAACCAGGCCGACCACGACGGCGACGGCAAGGGCGACGCCUGCGACCCCGACGACGACAACGACGGCGUCCCCGACGACAGGGACAACUGCCGGCUGGUCUUCAACCCCGACCAGGAGGACUCGGACGGUGGGUGCCCGCCGCUUCUCGGGCACGGGGACAUUGCAAGAACGACUCUUGACAACCGACAACGUCCGCGGAUUUGACACGUGUGCCCGCCGAGAAACAACGCCAUCAGCGAGACGGACUUCAGGAAACUUCCAGAUGGUCCCCCUGGACCAUCAAAGGGGACCACCAGAUCGAACCCACGUGGGUCAUCCCGCCACCCAAGGGAAGAGCUGGUGCAGACGGCCCAAUCCGACCACCGCAUCGCUUGUGGCUGUGGCUCCCGCCCAGGUUUCGAUGAGUUCGGGUCUGUGGACUUCAGCGGCACCUUCUACGUGAACACCGACCGCGACGACGACUACGCCGGCUUCGUGUUCGGCUACCAGUCCAGCAGCCGCUUCUACGUGGUCAUGUGGAAACAGGUCACGCAGACCUACUGGGAGGACCAGCCCACGCGGGCCUACGGCUACUCCGGCGUGUCCCUCAAGGUGGUCAACUCCACCACGGGCACCGGCGAGCACCUGCGGAACGCGCUGUGGCACACGGGCAACACGGAGGGGCAGGUGCGGACCUUGUGGCACGACCCCAAGAACAUCGGCUGGAAGGACUACACGGCCUACCGGUGGCACCUGACCCACAGGCCCAGGACGGGCUACAUCAGGGUCCUGGUGCACGAGGGGAAGCAGGUCAUGGCGGACUCGGGGCCCGUCUAUGACCAGACCUACGCCGGCGGGCGGCUGGGCCUGUUCGUCUUCUCCCAGGAGAUGGUCUACUUCUCCGACCUCAAGUACGAGUGCAGAGGUGAGCGUGAGCCCGGUGCGUGGGUGGGGGCCGCGUACACAGGUGGGGGGGAGCGCGCCUUCCACUUUCCUGUCACGGCAGCUGCGUAUCCUGCCGGUGACCUGCAGCGCGACCCACCCGUCAAGGUGCCUGCUUGUGCCCAGCAGAUGCUCUCUGGGUCAGCCGGGUUGUUUCUCUGAGCCUUAAUUUGCACUUGGAUGCCUUUGGUGGGACAGGACUUUCUGAUCAUUCCGAGGGUCCAUGGACCCCCACUGUCCCACCCCCUGCAGCUUCCUGCGUCGUCCAUGCCUCCCGGGCUCCUCUAGGCG